This is a messenger RNA of Aspergillus versicolor CBS 583.65, 1518 nucleotides long. RefSeq lists its product as uncharacterized. The transcript has 6 exons. Bases 304 to 1440 code for a protein of 378 amino acids. NCBI's taxonomy places the organism in Eukaryota, Fungi, Ascomycota, Eurotiomycetes, Eurotiales, Aspergillaceae. The record is from RefSeq and is a predicted model, not a curated record.
GCCAGUUCGAGCCCCCUGCGUGGCAAGCAGGGGCUCGCAGUCUACCUGCAGAGAAUGCAACAAUCCUUGUUAUUCUACCAUGCCCCCGUCCCAGAAGAGGAGCAUCUCCGCCCCUGGUCUAGCCAGAGCCACGUCCAGGUCCCCAGAUGAGACUGCAUAAAAGACCUGAUCCUGCGGUCUUGCAAACUCUGAUCAAUGGGGGCCGAAUCGUCAACAUCACGCAAAGUGUAAUAUAACAGUAUAAAUGCACCCAUUCUCUCUGAUCGGCAAUGCUGAUCUGCCUCUGCCGUGAACCGGAUCGCCAUGGAUUCAUCUUCGGACGAUCUGCCCCACGACAACUUGCAGGCACAGGCGAUCGGCCUGAUCUUCGGGUUUCCUGCCGCUGCGACGGUCGUGGUGCUGCUGCGUGUCUAUAUCCGGGUCUGGAUGCGGUCAUUUGCUGCUGACGACUGGGUUAUUUGCGCUGCACUGGCGCUGUACUGGGCAGAGACGGUCACUUCAUACUUCACAAUCAAACUGCAAUACAUCGGCUACCAUGUCUGGGACAUCCCAGAAGACUACAAUGCCGUUCUAGCAGGGAAAUAUUCCUACGCAACGGAACUGCUCUACAACCCCAUCCUCGCCCUCAUCAAAGCCUCCAUCCUGCUAUUCCUCCUGCGCCUCACCGGACAGAAGGUCGCCGUCCGUCGCACAAUCUGGGCCAUCAUGGUGCUGAAUGCCGUAGCAGCGGUCGCAACGUUUCUAGUAACCGUCUUCAACUGCGUCCCCAUCGCAUCGAACUGGAAUCCAGCGGCGUAUCCGGAUAAGAAGUGCGUCAACUUUGCAGACUUCGUCACGGGCACGGCCUCUGUGGCUAUCUUUACGGACUUUCUCGUCUUGCUUCUUCCGACGUGGAUCGUGUAUAACCUGCAUAUCGCACGGAAGCAGAAGAUCAUGCUUGUUGGGAUUCUGUCGUUUGGUUUGAUAACCGUCCUGGCGGGAAUAAUCCGCGUCAUCCUGCUUGACAAAUUCGACCGCAACAUCCCGCCCGACUCCAGCUACAGCGUGCUCUUCUGCAUCUCCACAAUCGAAGUCGGACUCGCCUUUGUGGCUGCCUGUGCGCCAGCCCUGAAACCACUCUUCGUGCGCCUCGUCCCCAGACUAUUCAGCUCGGCUAGUCACACUGGUCAGUAUAACCGUCCUGCUGGGCGCUAUGGAUAUGCGUAUGAUCUUGACCAUGUAUCCAAGUCGCGGAAGACGCAGGGGGGGAAUACGACGUCUGUGCUGGGGGGAGAUGAGGAUGUUCCUGCGCCUUGUGGGAGUCAGAGUGUGUCGAAGAGGAAGAAUGGGAUUAUGAUGACGACUGAGACUGAAGUAAGGUGGGAGGAUUCGCCUGGGACGGUGGAUGGGACGGUGAAUGAUAGUAGUACGGAGAGUCUAGUGCAGCUCGGAGGUAGAUGAUAUACAAUACUACAGAUAUCAUAGCUACAGAAGGAAAAAAACGUAGACUGCUGCAUGAAUAGCGAAUAGAGAAUGUAU